Messenger RNA from Daphnia carinata, 1364 nucleotides. RefSeq names its product enolase-phosphatase E1-like (gene Enoph). NCBI's taxonomy places the organism in Eukaryota, Metazoa, Arthropoda, Branchiopoda, Diplostraca, Daphniidae. The record is from RefSeq and is a predicted model, not a curated record. Gene Ontology annotation, molecular function: magnesium ion binding; acireductone synthase activity. The coding region runs from base 264 to 1013 and encodes 249 amino acids. The transcript has 7 exons.
CUUAAAUUCGUUCCGUCCAUCAGUUCAUAACUUAAUGGGAUUUCCCAGUUUUCUCAAGUUUGUCUGCUUCUGUCGGCUUUCGCAAGCGUGGGAGCCUCGUUUCAACUCUAAGCCGGAAGUGAGAAUAUUUUUGUAAUAAUUCAUUCGUGGAAUUCAGUGCAUUGCGAUAGAUAGUAGACCGGACUUUAAUACACUGUGAAAACGGACAUACCGAGUUAAAGAUAUAUAUUUUUUGUAACAUUUUUUUUCGUGCAAUAGCAGAAAUGACUAUCAACUGUUUGCUGUUAGAUAUUGAGGGAACCACAACAAGCAUCAGUUUUGUAAAAGAUGAACUAUUUCCAUACAUAAGAAAAGAACUUCAAACCUAUUUGGAGGCAAAUUGGGACUCCUUGGAACUCCAAAAUGAUAUUGAAUUAUUGAGGAAACAAGCCAUAGAGGAUACCCUCACUAUGGUUGGAGUACCUGAAAUUGCUAGUUCUGAUCAAACACCUGCCUCUAUCAUGAGCUCUGUUAUUGCAAAUAUCAAUUGGCAAAUGGAUCAAGAUAGAAAGAUCACAGCUUUAAAGCAAUUGCAGGGCCACAUGUGGAGAGAAGGAUAUGCAUCUGGAGAAAUUCAUGGCCAUUUAUACGAAGAUGUGGAAGAGGCAUUGAAGCUAUGGACAUCUAGCGGCAAAAAAGUGUACAUUUACUCUUCUGGGAGCAUCGAAGCGCAAAAACUUUUAUUUGGCCAUUCGGUAGUAGGAAACCUGCUUCAGUAUUUUUCUGGUCACUUUGAUACGCAAAUUGGCUUGAAAAUUGAAACAGCUAGCUAUCGGGAAAUAUGUAAAUCGACUGGAUUUGCACCGGAUGAGAUAUUGUUUCUUACUGACCUUCCAACAGAAGCCAUAGCUGCCAACGAAGCUGGUGUCCAGGUCAAAUUGCUGGUUCGACCUGGUAAUGCUCCACUGAGUGAAGAAAUAGUUCAGCGUUUUAGCAUUUGCCAUGAUUUUCGAGAAAUCAAGUUAAUUGAAUAACAAAACAGAUGGUAAGAACAAACAGAAAUAAACACCUUGUUUCAUUUGAAAUUCUUUUUUUUUUUUGUAUUGGAUAUGGCUUGCCGCAAGAUUGUGAUUACAUAUGAUUGAACAUUGAAUUCGACACAAUACAUUUUGUACACAGUAUGUACACAACAACAGAUGGGAGGAUAUCUUUGUAGGAGGAGCUGUCCGUGAUUUGUCCAGGGCUGAAAUUAGGAUACGCUGUAAAAAGCAUCACUGAUUCAUUGGUGUCAGAACAAUAAUUUUUGUUUCUUUUAACAAAUCUCUCUGUGUUUCACUUGAGCAAUUGGAAGUUUUCAUUGACAAUCUCGAGAGAGCAACGUUUGG